AUGACCGAGCAACCAGCCUGCCAUCUCACCAAGCUUCUCCAGGACUGGCCGUUGAGGGAGUGUGGGCUGGGCGGACCGAACACCAUCGUACAAGUGGACGAAACCAACAUCGUUCGUCGCAAGUACAACGUCGGCCGGAUCGUUCGAAAGGAUUGGCUUGUCGGUGGGAUCCAGGACGGGACGAAGCUCUUCUUUGUAGAGAUCGUUGACAAGCGCGACGCUGCUACUCUGGAGGCGAUAAUCCGGAAAUACGUUCGUCCUGGAGGCACCAUUCGAACCGACAUGUGGGGCGGAUACAACAACCUCGCCAAUCUAGGAUAUAACCACGAAGUGGUCAACCACAGCGCCAACUUCGUUGAUCCGGCCACGGGAGUCCACACCCAGCGCAUCGAGUGCAUGUGGUCACAUCUGAAGGAGAAGAUUCGACGACGGCAUGGUCUCAAAGGCGACCUUUGGGAUGACCAUUUCAUCGAAGUUCUCUGGAAGUGGCAAUACGACAGCGAACAUCUGCUGUACGAACUGUGGCGGCUCAUCUCGAUCCAGUAUCCCAUCCGCUGA
Messenger RNA from Cooperia oncophora, 558 nucleotides. NCBI's taxonomy places the organism in Eukaryota, Metazoa, Nematoda, Chromadorea, Rhabditida, Trichostrongylidae. The record is from the annotation of a GenBank genome assembly.